Ilex paraguariensis (yerba mate) is the source of this 811-nucleotide messenger RNA. Lineage: Eukaryota; Viridiplantae; Streptophyta; Magnoliopsida; Aquifoliales; Aquifoliaceae. The record is from the annotation of a GenBank genome assembly.
AGGUGCACAUAGUGAGAGUAUAUGGCUUAGCAGAAGUAGAUGCAGCUCUUUGCCUUAUGAAUUUAGAUGAUUAUGCAAAAAGAACGGAUUCUGAAAGAUCACGUAAAGAAAGGUAGUAGGAUGCUGAAAAAAGCAAAGAAGUGUGCAGAACCUUUCCCUUCAGACAUUCCUCAACUUCAAGAGAACAUUCGAAAGAAUGGCCCGAGGAUAUCAAAUACUAACCCUGGCCUUGUACCGAAACAAUCUGAAAAUAACAGCAUUGGUUUUGGCUCACGGGUUGUGGAAGGCUCUGAAGUCUCCAACGACUCCGAGAGUUCUUAUUCACAUGACCAUCUCCUCGAUGGCAUGCACUGUAGAUAAGCUUGCACCAGAAUUUAUUAGUUCAUCAUUGUUGGCGUGGGGAUUUGGAGCAUGUGAGAGCUCGCCACCUUUCCGGUUAAUUUUUUGAUCAUGGGACAAACCUCAGAAAACAUUUGGGAUGUUUAAAGCUCAGAUGUAUCAGAUUGUCAUACUUGCUUUUGAAUCAAACAGGGGUCCAAGAGCCGGAGGGACAGAGAAGCUAUAGGAGAAAGAAUUCAUUAGAAAGAAAUGGGAAAAGUAAAGCAUUUUUCAAGUAUAUACGGGACAGAAGGGCUUGAUGCUCAACUUGAAUGAUCCAUAAACGCUGGCGGGGCUUGAGCUUGGACUGCACGUAUACCUUCCAGUUCAUAUAAUCAAAAAAGUUUGUAUCUCUAUUCUUUUUAAGUGCCCUUGUCUGCCUGCCUUGUGGAUUCACAGCUUAUAAAUUCACAUUCACAACUAAAUUUUCAAG